AGUUUUAUCGGGGUCUCAUCCGGUUUUUAAGAAGUAAAACUUUCUCAAACUGCAGACACCACCAACAACGCGGUAGAAACGACUGCUCUUAUUUCUGCCAGUGCAGCUGUUACAGAUCAUCGAAAAGAAGAAUGCGAAGAGGGCCAUGUUGCGUGUCAAGACGGCAAAUGCAUUUUGAAGACCCUGUGGUGUGAUGCGAAAAUCGACUGCGACGACAGCAGCGACGAGGAAAAAUGCAGCUGCAUUCACAGAAUAGACAAAAUUCGCAUUUGUGAUAAUUAUAUGGACUGUCCCAAUGGCGAAGAUGAAAACGGGUGUCAUGGGUGUCCAAAAAAUACGCACUUUAGCUGCGCUAGCUUAGGACCACACGACACAAAGACUGAUUGCCUGCAGUUGAUCAUGAGAUGCGACGGUAAGGAAGACUGUACCAGCGGCUCAGAUGAGAAGGAAUGCUAUGCUUUACUUGAAAAGCCCCUCAACUCCGGCCAAGUGGACAUGCAGUCGCACGUCUCUGGCUACCUGCACAUCAAUAGCCACGGCCAGUGGUUUCCGUUGUGCACUUAUGAUAAAAAAGCCGCAGUCAGUGCUUGCAAAGCAGAAUCUCACCCAGAUGUUGAAUUGAAGAACGUCCAGAUUGAUAUGGUCCCGCUGGAUAAAAAUGGAUCCGGGGACGUUCUUGUCUUCCCGAGUUCUCUCUGCAAGGGGAAUUUAGUAGUAUAUGUUCAGUGCCCUGCACCAAUGUGCGGAACGAGAAUCCUGGACGAGGCCCCUAUCGAGAGUCCAAAAGAAAAGCGCACAAUUUCCGGCAGAAUCGUUGGAGGGACAUUGAGCAAGCCAACCGCUUGGCCGUUCUUGGUGGCCGUCUUCAGGGACGGCAGGUUCCACUGCGGAGGAAGUUUGAUCGGAGACGCCUGGGUGCUUACAGCCGCACACUGCGUUCACGACUACAAAUAUCACUUCUACGAAAUCCAGGCAGGCAUGCUGCGCCGCCGAUCUUUCUCGCCGCAAGAGCAAACUAGGGUUGUCACCCACGUGAUUGUACACAACGAAUACAACAGGGAGGCCAUGAUCAACGACCUAGCCAUGCUCAAAAUCGACCCUCCGGUCCGCAUGUCCAGGUGGGCUCGUACCAUUUGUCUUCCUCCAGCUGGACUCCCCGAACCAGGCACCAACUGCAUUGCUGUGGGCUGGGGCGCAGUCAAAGAACAAGGAUAUGACCCGGAUCAAAUUCAUGAAGUGGACGUGCCAAUUCUGAAAAAUUGCAAGCAUCUUGAGGACAGAGAAGGAGUGGAAAUAUGCGCCGGUUGGCCAGAGGGUGGCAAAGACGCCUGCAAGGGAGAUAGCGGAGGACCGCUUUUGUGCAGGGUGCCACAAGUACCUGAAAAGUGGUACGUGGCUGGAGUUGUAAGCCACGGAGAAGGUUGUGCUAGGCCGAAUGAGCCAGGAGCCUACACCAGGGUGGGAAUAUUUCUCAAUUGGAUCAACCAUCACAUUGCAAACAAAAGUGCACUGCCAAGUGAAGUUCCGAUCGACAAAUGUCCAAGUAGAAUUGAAUGCAGCAAGGUCGGCGGUCGUUGUCUCUCAGCUUCGAUGGUUUGCGACAAAGUCGUUGACUGUUUGGAAGCUGAAGAUGAACUUGAUUGCGAAAAGAAAGAAGUUGAGUCUAAGUUCCGCGCCGAGACUUCAGCGGGACGGCCUAUAAUUUUACACGACGAAGAAACAGAUCGAUCUCGAAAAGAACAAGUGCAGAGAGCAAAGCAGACAUUAGAUGAAGAAGGAAUGCUAGAGGAGGACAAUAUUCCCGAUAUUCUGACAAGGUGGAACGACACUGUCUAUAUAUUAGAAACAAAAAAUGAGACAGCAGUUACUUUGAAUGAACCAUAUUAUGGAACGAGCACAACAGCUGGACCACCAAGUGUUUUAGAGGCAACGCUCGAGCCACUUUAUUCUUCCCCAAAUGAAUCAUCGGCUAAGGGAGAAGAGGACUACGGAGGAGGAGAGGAAGAAGAAGCAGAUCCGUCAUCUGGAGAAAGUACAACUGAUGUUGGGUUGACUGAAUCAAAAACGAAUGAAGACACAACGGCAGCUACGCAAAACAAACAUGCACCGACUGAAGACACGGGAACCGAGGACACAACGAUGGUGACAAACACUGACGAUAUUGCGACAACCAUGAAAAACGAAAUGAAUGAAACUGAUGACACUUUGACAAAGUUAACUGAAUCAGAUACGACCAUUAACGAUGCAAUGACGACGGCAAUGCAAACAAUUCCUUCUUCGACGAAGUCACCCGAGCAAGAAAAAAUCCAAGUUACCACUCCACGUCCAACAAGUCCGCUUUCUAUAUUGGUGCCGAACGCAACCUACGGCGCUAACACGCAGCAACCAUCGAUCUACAAAGGCAAACAGCCGCAGCCGGAGUUUCACUGCAGUCACUAUCACAAAGUGCCUUUCAACCGUAAGUGUGACGGAUUCAAGGACUGCGAAGAUGGAUCUGAUGAAAUGUACUGCUCGUGCAAGGAUUAUUUGUUAAAAAUCGAGCCUAAUUUAAUUUGCAACGGUGAACUCGACUGUGCAGACAGAUCCGACGAAAGCAGCUGCGGCGCGUGUGCACACGAUGAGUAUCAUUGUUCGCUUAGCAAGAAAUGCGUGAAACGGUACCAGAUCUGCGAUCGCAGAAUUGAUUGUCACAAGCUUGAAGACGAAAAACACUGCACUGCACUGCUAAGUGGACCGUUCGUGAUCGUGGAUGAUGAUCAUCAUGCGGUUUUCCGCAAAAAAGGCUACUUGAGCUACAAAGACGGAAACUCUUGGUACCAUUGGUGCCUUAAAACCAGGGCAGAAGCAGAAAAACUCGCGGCUGACACAUGUGCCGGUCUAGGAUUCAGUCGCUACGCCAAGUUUUCCAUUCAGCCAGUGCUCUUUUCUUCUCUUCCCAUUUAUCAUGAAAACAAACACAUGCAACUGAAACGAGGGUCCAGCGGUGCUCCAGCCCCAAUGUGCGAUGGCCUAUGGAUCGAGUGCGGAAAUCGAAUUUACACCCCGCCCGGCGAGAGCAUCCCACCUUGUGGAAACAGUUCCUGGCCGUGGUUCUCGGCUUUGUACUUGGACGGAAAUUAUUUGUGCGGCGCCACGAUCAUCGAUCAACAGAGGCUGAUCACCUCCAAAUCCUGUGUCCAAAAUAUCAAUUUGAACUACCACUUUUUAGGAGUGUUGAUGGGCACAAAUCGACAGCUUGCGCUAAAAGCUCCAUUUGAACAAAUUAGGCGGAUAACCCUGAUUCAGAAAAUCAAAAACGUUGCUUUGCUUUUCAUGGACGCUCCCAUCAUGAUCACCAAGCAGGUCAUUCCUCUACCGUUGAAAGAAAGGUUUGAAAAAAUGUAUGAUAUACACCAUUGCAUGGCCCUAGGACCCGACAGCUCAAUCAGCAAGAAAUUGAUUUCAAUUCAGUUCAAACCGAUUAGUUGCACGCAAAACACCCACUUUUGCUUAGAGCCCGUUUGCUCCUCUCCUGACCUGCAUUGCAAGGUUAAAAGCAGGACAAGUGUUCCAUGGUCCGGAACCCUGGCCUGCCAAGACAAGAGGGGAAGUUGGUUUCCUUUGGCAGUGUUCUUUGAACUCUUCGGAUCCUGCGGCUUCAAAACGCCUGUCAGUCUUGAGAAUCUUCAAAAUCUCCUACCGUACCUAAAAUAUCCCCUAUGGCGCACACAGCGCAACCCUUUUGCUCUAGUCCUCCCGCCGUGCGAUGGUUUGCGAUGUCCGUUAGGUCGGUGCAUAAAGAAGCACAACCUGUGCGACGGAGUUGCUCAUUGCAGAGAUCGUUCGGACGAGUCCUAUCAGUACAUAACCAGCCGCAAGUGCUGUUUCAAGUUUGAUGAUUCUAUCGCAUGUGUGUGUGCACCAAACCAAAUUAUGUGCAGAGACGGCAUGAUGUGCGUGGAGAAAAGCAAAUUCUGCGACGGCGUCAACGACUGUGCUGACGCCUCGGACGAACCCGUCAGCUGCCACUUUGCUAAGUGCAGAGCCUACCUGACGCUCGCCAAUCCGCACAAAAUUUGCGACGGAAACGUCCACUGCCAAGACAAAUCAGACGAGGUUGGAUGCCCGUGCACUCCCAACUCUUAUCGCUGCGUAAACUCUGGUCUCUGCAUUCCAUAUAACUUCUUUUGCGACGGCACCUUUGACUGUCCUCACGGCGAUGACGAGGUAAACUGCGUUGGUGUGCGCGCAAAACGGUCUAGUUCGGCUGGUAGAAAUGUGCUGAUGGAAACAUUUGGAAAUUUGCACGAAUUCUGUCGACCAUCUGACAUGAACGCCACCUCCUUGCACGCACUGAGCCGAUAUUUGUGCCGCCAAAUGGGUUUUCUUGGUAACACCGUUCUGCAGCCUUCUGUCGAUCCGUUCUACAAAAUCCGGCUCAACAACAAAACCACCAUCGAAAUGUGCCCUCGAGUCGGAGUGUGAUGGUGCUGGAAAUGCCUGAGUGGCCCUACGAUAUUGUUUGCGGAUUGUGGAGAACAACUUCUUAAUUAAAAAACAAUUUUGGGUAAUUUUCAUGUUCAA
Messenger RNA from Cloeon dipterum, 4563 nucleotides. RefSeq names its product serine protease nudel (gene ndl). The record is from RefSeq and is a predicted model, not a curated record. Gene Ontology annotation, biological process: proteolysis. NCBI's taxonomy places the organism in Eukaryota, Metazoa, Arthropoda, Insecta, Ephemeroptera, Baetidae. The transcript is spliced from 19 exons. Gene Ontology annotation, molecular function: serine-type endopeptidase activity; protein binding. The coding region runs from base 283 to 4464 and encodes 1393 amino acids.